AUGUUGUCCGAUUUACUAGUCGAAAUGUCACCUUCACCACCAUUACCUCGAAAACGACAUAUUGAAACUACUCAACAAGUGCAUCAGCAACAACAACAACAGCAAGCAUCAUCAACAAAUACACGUUCAUAUGAACAAGAAUAUGAAACUCGACAACAAUCAUCAUUUAUUUCAUCAAAUACAAAUAAACGUUAUCGUCCAUUACAAUCUUCACUUGAACGAACACAUUCAUUAACACGUGAAGAUGAAUGUCGUCGACGACAAUAUCCAAAAUCAAUUGAUGUCUUUAUUCCAUAUGAUGUCCUUGAAAAAGAACGUAGUCAACAAGGUGCAAAAUCUUCAACAAUGACACGAAGUUAUGAAUAUGAAAUUGAAGAACGACGACGUUCAUCAUCAGCAAGUGCUAAACAACAACGUAAAAUUGAUUUUGAUGAAGAACGUGAAUAUUUACGUUGUUUACGUGAUUUAACAAAUGAAUAUGACAAAACUAAACGACAAAGAAAAUCAUUUGAUAAUCGAAAGAAAAAAACAACUGUUGAUACACAAGAAGAAUAUGAAAGUAUUGAAGAAGUCUAUCAUCAACGACCCAUAACAUCAACAACAACAACAGCAGAAGAAGUCAUUCAACGAUCAACAUAUCGAAUGCCAACAACAACAGCAACAACAACAUCAUCAUCAAUGAAUCGUUUAAAUCAAUUUGAAAAACAAUUUAUUGAUAAUUUUGCUGUUCGUCCACAUCAAGAACACCAAUCAACAAUAUCAUAUUCAACACGUCAUGACGGUGAACAACGUUUAACAACAGCACAACGUUCAUUUUCAGAAGAAUUACUUUAUAAACGUUUAAUACCAACAGCUAAACAAUUAUAUACAACAACACCAUCAGCAACAACAAGUGAAGCUGGUUUUGCUACAAGUGAAGAUGAUUUAACAACAAUGGAAUAUCGUCUUAAACGUAAAGAACGUUUAAAACCAAUACGUAUUUAUUCAUCAACAAGUUCAAUACCAGGUGAAACAAGUAUUAAAUAUGUUCGUACAGAACGUCAGCCUGUUGAAUUACUUGUACCAAAACCACAAAUAUUAACAACACAAGGUGAACAUUCAACAACAGUUGUUAAAGAUGUUCGACGUUCAACAGGUAAAAUAACAACAAAUAUACAACAACAACAUCAACGAACAACAAUUGAAGGUGAACAUGAAUUACGUAUUAUUAAAGAACCUAUAACAUCAGGCGAGACACGAGCAGUUGAAUUUACAAUACCAAAACCAGUUGAAACAUUACCAGCUGAACAUUCAACAACAUUUGUUGUUGAAUCAAAAAAAGGUGGUCGUUAUCAAACACUUGAUAUAAGUAGUGCAUUAACACAUGAACAUACACUUGAAGGUGAACAUGAAUUACGUAUUAUAUCAGAACCAAUAUCAUCUGGUUUACACAAUAGAGCAGUUGAAUUAUUAUUUCCUAAACCACCUAUUCCACCACCACCAGGUCAUCAUUCAUCAACAAUUGUUAAACAAACCCGUGCACCACCAUCAAGUGUUGUUAUUGAUAAUAUUCAAACAACAUUAAAAGGUGAACAUGAAUUACGUUUAUUUGAUAAACCAAUUCAAUCAGGAGCAAUUGAUAGUGUUGAAUUAAUUAUACCAAAAAGUGUUACAGAAACAGCUGAACAUACAACAACACUUGUAACAGAAACACAACCACAUAGACGUGUUUUAGAAAUAACCGGUAGUGGAAAAAAAAUGGAAAGUGAACAUGAAACAAAAUUUUUUCGCGAUUCUGUUCGUGUUGAAGAAGAACUUGAAGUUAGAUUACCUAAACAACAAGUUGAACGUCCAGAACAUACAACAACAAUUAUUAAACAUAGUCGAGGUAAAGGACCAAUUAUUGAAGUUGAUACAACACAACGAACAAUUGAAGGUGAACAUGAAACUAAAAUUAUUGAAGAAUCUAUUGAAGCUAAAGCCAAUACAAUGCAAUUAUUAGUUGCGAAACCACAAGUAUCAGCAGAACAUAGUACAACUGUUGUUAAAGAACAACGUGGUAAACCAUACGUAUAUUCUAUUGAUAAAACAAAACCAAUUCCUGGUGAACAUCAAACAAAAUAUUAUGAAAAACCAGUUGAAGCAUUUGGUGAAAUGCAAGUUUUAUUUCCUAAGAAACAACCUGUUAUAGGCCCACUCGAAGGUGAACACAUGUCAACAUUAGUGAAGCAAGUUCAUGCAAGAGAAGUUGUUUAUGAUGAUCGUCUUCGUGAAAUUCCUGGUGAACAUUUAUUAACAGUUGUUGAGAGUUCAAGUACAAAAAUGGAAAGAGGUACUGAAAGUGAAGUCGAAUUUAUUGUACGUAAACCACAAGUAAAACGUACUGAAGAACAUUCAACAACUGUUUUAAAAAAACUUUCACGUCGUCCGUUAAGUUCAAGUGAUUAUGAUGAAGUAUUUGCUUCAUCCGCUGGUGAAGAAGAAAAUCUUCGUCGACGACGUUAUCAAUAUCAAGAAGAAGAGGAAAGUGGUUGGACAAGCGCUGGUGAACAUACAACAACAUAUGUUAAACAAGCACGAGCUAAAUUUGAACCAAUUGAACUUGUUGUUGAUAAACCAAAAGUAAUGCCAAGUGUAUCAAAAUUAAUAGCUGACAUACAAGCACCAACACAAAUAACAUCAAUAAAACCAACAACAAUACUUAUACCACAAGAUAGUUCAGUUAAAUUAGAUAUGGAAUUAAAUAGUCAAAGUCUUCAAGAACAAUAUGAUGAAAUGGAAUUAGUUUUCGAAAAACCACUUAUACGUGAUAGUUCAACAAAACUAAUUGCAAGUAUUCAACCUGGUUUAGAAAUAAAAUCAUUUCGACCAACAACAGACAUGCAACAACAAAUUCAAACAGCAGAAGAAAGUAGUUCAUCAUUAACAAUGCACAUGCAACAAGAACAAGAGGAAGCUUUAGAACUUCGUAUACGUAAACCACAUAUACAAGAUAGUUCAAGUGUUCUUAUAGCUAAUAUUCGACCUGAAUUAGGUAUACAAGGACAAUUAAAAGCAAGUCCUUAUAUUCCACCACCAAUUCAAGAAUCAAGUACAGCAUUAACCAUGGAAUUAAAUGCUGAACAACAAACAACACCAUUUGAAUUAAUUAUACCACGUUUUGGUAUUGAAUCAUCAACAAGUACAGUUCUUGCACAAGUCGCACCAGCUAUGGCUGGUAUACGUGCUAAAAUUGAUGCACCACCAACAGAAAAAUCAACAUCAAAAUUUGUUCUUGAACAAAAAAAACGUUUAGAUGAAGAAGUUGAAUUAGUUAUGCCUAAACCAAAACGUAUUGAAACAAGUACAACAACAAUGAUAGCUGAUGUUGCAGCUAAACUUGAAACAAAAAAUAUACGUGCAAGUGAAGUUAAACCGGAAAGAUCGACAUCAACAUUUUAUUUAGAUGACACAGUACAAAAUGUUAUACCACAACCAGUUGAAUUACGUAUGAAACAACCAAUUAUAGGUGAAAGUUCAACAACAGUAUUUGCUCAUGUUAAAGCAACAUUAGAUACACAACAAAUAAAAGUACUUGGAAAUCCAUAUCAAGCAAUGGAAGAGAGUUCAUCAGCACUUAUACUUGAUAAUGUAUCAAAACAACUUCAACCAUCUGAAGUUGAACUUAUACUUCCACGUCCACAAAUACAAGAGAGUACAUCUGUUGUUUUUGCUGAUGUUCGUCCAACAAUUGAUACAUCACAGACACAUGUUGUUAUCCCGCCACCUAUACAAUAUCCUGUUAAAUCGAGUAGUGAACUUAUUUUACAACAUGAUGAUAUUAAAGCAGCACCUGUAGAAUUACAUUUACAUCGACAACCGAGUUCACAUACAAUUGUGGCUAAAUUAGAUGAUAAACGAACAAAAACUAAAGAUAUGUAUAUUUUAGGGACAGGAAGUGGUCAAGAACAACAAUAUGGUUAUGAAAUACGAGAUAGUUCAUCAACAUUAUAUACAGAUUUAAAUCGACCAACUGAAUACACAUACGAUAUUGAUAAUCGUCGAAAAUCAUCAAUGUCUGAGCAACAACGAAAAGAAUUUAGUUCACAAAUGACAGCUAGAGAACGAACGACUAUGACUACUGGUAGCAAUGUUGGAGUUUCAGAAAACAGUUCAACACUGAUUACUGAAAUUGAACCACGUCAAUUAGCACCAGUUGAAUUUAUUGUUUCAGGUAGUUUAACAGGAACUAAUAAUACAUUAGAACAAUAUUCAGCUAGUGGUACUAGUAAUUUAAGAACAACAACAAAACAAACAAUACAAACAACGGAUAAUGUUAAUUAUAAUGAAAGAACAAAUAUUAAUUCAAAUCAAAGUUAUCGACCAUAUUUUAUUGUUUCUUUACAUGAUCAAACAGUUCGAGAAGGAGAAUCUGUACUUUUUGAAAUUGUUGUAUCUGCUUUACCAUUAGCAGAAAUUACAUGGGAUAAGGAUGGUGAUAUAAUUAGCGUUGAUUCAGCAUUUCGUAUUGAUUAUUAUAGUGAUGGACGAGCAACACUUUAUAUACCAGAAACAUUUUUAGAUGAUCAAGGUUAUUAUACAUGUACAGCUAAAAAUUCAUUCGGAACAUGUCGUUCAACAGCACGUCUUAUUAUUAAAGCAACGAGUGAACGAAUAUCACCAACACGUCGUCAAUUAAAUAGUUCAUCUGUAUCUUCAACAGCUCAAUAUGAACGACAAAUGGGUACAGCAAAACAAUCAUCAGCAUCUUAUCGAGUUUAUUCCCAAUCAAAUCCAUCAACAUUAACUUAUCAAGGAAGUCCAUCACAAGUUGUAACACAAAUUACUGAAGAAACAGAAGUUAUACAAAUACCUCCACAACAAUCUCAACAUGAACAACAUAGUGAAAUAACUUAUGCGGUUCAAGGAAAAAAAACAAAAUUUGAACCAGUUUCAUUUUUAGUUUCAACUGUUAAAGAAAAUAUUCAACCAUCAACAACAACAUAUGAUGGUAAUGAUUCAAAUCCAUUCAAAAUUUUUGGUGCUAAAUUACGUAGUCGACCAACUCAUGGCAUUGUCCCAUCAUAUGAUGAUCAAACUAUGACUAAUUAUUCUCAACAAACAAGUUCUUCAACUCGUUCUCAAUAUCGUCAGUCUACAUCUUAA
This is a messenger RNA of Rotaria sp. Silwood2, 5124 nucleotides long. Lineage: Eukaryota; Metazoa; Rotifera; Eurotatoria; Philodinida; Philodinidae. The record is from the annotation of a GenBank genome assembly.